GUCCGCGUCCAGCCCCUGCGCAAGGACGAGCAGAACAAGACCUACGUCCUCUGCACCCAGAGCCGACCCGGCCAGCCCUGGUUGCCCCAUCAAGGCUCCGACGGCCAUAUCGUGGUGCUGGAGGAGAAGAAGUCGCUGUUGCCCCUUUGGCUGCAGGUGAUCCUCAUCGCCGGGCUGCUGGUGCUGUCGGGGAUGUUCAGCGGGCUCAACCUGGGCCUCAUGGCGCUGGAUCCCAUGGAGCUGCGCAUCGUGCAGAACUGCGGCACCGAUAAGGAGAAGCGUUACGCCCGUAAGAUCGAGCCCAUCCGCCGUAAGGGGAACUAUUUGCUCUGUUCCCUGCUGCUGGGUAACGUGCUGGUUAACACCACCCUCACCAUCCUCCUCGAUGACCUCAUCGGCUCCGGCAUCGGCGCCAUCGUCGCUUCCACCAUCGGCAUCGUCAUCUUCGGGGAGAUCGUGCCCCAGGCGCUCUGCUCCCGCCACGGCUUGGCCGUGGGUGCCAACACCAUCAUGGUCACCAAGUUCUUCAUGCUGGUGACGUUGCCCCUCUCCUACCCCAUCAGCAAGCUCCUGGACUGCAUCCUGGGCCAGGAGAUCGGCACCGUCUACAACCGGGAGAAGCUGGUGGAGAUGUUGAAGGUGACGGAACCCUACAACGACCUGGUGCGGGAGGAGCUCAACAUGAUCCAGGGAGCCCUGGAGCUCCGCACCAAGACGGUGGAGGACGUGAUGACCCCGCUGCAGAACUGCUUCAUGAUCAACAGUGACGCCAUCCUGGACUUCAACACCAUGUCGGAGAUCAUGGAGAGCGGCUACACGCGCAUCCCCGUCUUCGAGGACGAGCGUUCCAACAUCAUGGACAUCCUCUACGUCAAGGACUUGGCUUUCGUCGACCCCGACGACUGCACCCCGCUCAAAACCAUCACCAAAUUCUACAACCACCCCGUCCACGUUGUCUUCCACGACACCAAGCUGGAUGCCAUGCUGGAGGAGUUCAAAAAGG
Pelecanus crispus (Dalmatian pelican) is the source of this 1003-nucleotide messenger RNA. Lineage: Eukaryota; Metazoa; Chordata; Aves; Pelecaniformes; Pelecanidae. The record is from RefSeq and is a predicted model, not a curated record.